Molecule: messenger RNA, 4718 nt
Organism: Oryzias latipes (Japanese medaka)
Lineage: Eukaryota; Metazoa; Chordata; Actinopteri; Beloniformes; Adrianichthyidae
Gene: scyl1
Product: SCY1-like, kinase-like 1
Biological process (GO): protein phosphorylation
Molecular function (GO): ATP binding; protein kinase activity
Source: RefSeq, a predicted model, not a curated record
GACCGACGUCAGCAUGCGGAACCAACGCACAGUAACAACGUUUCUUCGGAAGCAUUUCCCAUCUGCGCUAUCCUUAAACCUAGCCGCAGCUUGAAGCUUCCCUCUGCUGUUGUGUGGAGGUAAGGCGAAAAUGUGGUCCUUUUUCGCCAGGGAUCCAGUCAAAGACUUCGGAUAUGAAAUUCUCCCAGACAGCCCAGAAAGGUCCGGGAUUUGGAGUCUACAUCGAGGAAAACGGAAGACCUCUGGAGAGCCCGUGUCCGUGUUCGUGUACGAGGUGUCCCAAGGAACAGAGCAGCAGACGCAGCUCGCCAAGGCGGCCUUCAAACGAAUGAAGACUCUGCGGCAUCCCAACAUUCUGGCUUAUGUGGACGGCCUGGAGACAGAUAAGAGCCUGUAUCUGGUAACUGAGCAGGUCACGCCUCUAGCCGUCCACCUGAAGGCGCAGACAGAAAAAAGUGGUGUUGGGGAGCUGGAAGUGUCCUGGGGUCUGCACCAAAUAGUGAAAGCACUGAGUUUUCUGGUGAAUGACUGCCACCUGCUUCAUAAUAACAUGGGCAUAUGGGCCAUUUUUGUGGACCGGGCUGGGGAGUGGAAGCUUGGCGCUCUGGAUCAUGUGGCCCCUGAGCAGGGUGACCCCAGUGGGAUCUCUCUACCAGAACCAAAAUCUGUUUACCCAGACAUGGAAAAAUAUGACCCACCAGAGAUGUCCAACAACAGCGGAGAGAAGUGGGCAGGGGAGGUGUGGCGACUCGGUUGUCUGAUUUGGGAAGUGUUUAACGGGCCUCUACCUCGCACUUCCUCCCUACGUUCACUGGGAAAGAUCCCUAAGUCACUGGUUCCUCACUACUGUGAGUUGGUUGGAGCCAAUCCCCGUGCCCGACCAAACCCAGCCCGCUUUCUCCAGAACUGUAGAGCCCCCGGUGGGUUUCUGAGUAACAGCUUUGUGGAGAGCAACCUUUUUCUGGAAGAGAUCCAGAUCAAAGAGCCAGCUGAAAAGCAGCAGUUCUUCCAGGAGCUCAGCGAUAAUCUGGACUCCUUCCCUGAAGAUUUCUGCAAACAUAAAGUUCUUCCUCAGCUGCUCACCGCCUUUGAGUUUGGCAACGCAGGCGCAGUCAUUCUCACGCCGCUCUUCAAGGUGGGAAAGUUCCUGUCUGCAGACGAGUAUCAGCAAAAGAUCAUUCCUGUCAUCGUGAAAAUGUUUUCCUCCACCGACCGAGCCAUGAGGAUACGACUUCUGCAGCAGAUGGAGCAGUUCAUUCAGUAUCUCAACGAGGCAGCAGUUAACUCCCAAAUAUUCCCUCAUGUUGUUCACGGCUUCACAGACACCAAUCCUGCCAUCCGGGAGCAGACUGUAAAGUCUAUGCUGCUGUUGGCUCCCAAACUCAAUGAGACAAACCUAAACCAAGAGCUGAUGCGUCAAUUUGCACGGCUGCAGGCCAGAGACGAGCAAGGCCCCAUACGCUGCAACACAACCGUCUGUCUGGGGAAAAUCGCCUCCUACCUCAAUGCCGGGACUCGACAGCGUAUUCUGAUUUCUGCCUUUUCUCGAGCGACUAAAGACCCGUUUCCCGCUUCCCGUGCUGCUGGCGUCCUGGGCUUUGCCGCUACACACAACUACUACAGCAUAACGGAGAUCGCUGGCCGAAUCCUGCCCACCCUCUGCACCGUCACUGUUGACCCUGACAAGAACGUCAGGGAUCAGACAUUUAAAGCCAUCAAGAGUUUCCUUUCCAAACUAGAGAUGGUGUCAGAAGAUCCAGCCAAGCUGUCUGAAAUUGAAAAGGACGUUGAGUCCAGCGCUCAGCCUGCGGGGGCGUCAUCAAGCUGGGCCGGGUGGGCAGUGACCGGCGUGUCGUCGCUUACAUCAAAGUUGAUUCGAAAUGCCCCGGUGACAGAGGGGGGUGCCACACCCGAGGGCAGCGAGACGGCUAACAACACCGCUUCGUCUUGCGGCGCCAUCGGAGCUCCAGCGCCCGGCUCAGAAGAUAAAAGCCCUGAGCCCUCUGAGGCUCCUCCAGCUGCCUCCACUCACGCCAGCCGCACCAUUGAGGUCACCGACGAUAAAGAAGAGCCAGUUGGAGACCGAUGGGAUGAUGAAGAAGACUGGGGAAGUUUGGAGGAGCCAGGAAAAACCCCUGCUGAUGACUGGAACACUGACUGGACGGGAAUGUCGUCAUCCAAAAAGAAGGCCAGUGACAGAGGAGUGAGUCGUUCAUCCACAUCCAUGGCUGUGAAGAAGCAAAGCUCUGAUUGGAGCAGCUCUGGCUGGGAUGCAGAUGACAGCUGGUCCAAUGAGAAAGAAGGCCAGGGUCAGAGCUCUGCAGGCGAGGAAGGCUGGGGCAACGACUGGGGGGAGGAGGAGGCAGACACCGCUAAAAGGCCUCUGCCUGAGGGAGUACGCUUGGCCAGCGAGUACAACUGGGACACCAGCAGUACGGGGAAAGGCUCCUUCCAGAAUGAUCUGUUUGCAAGCGUGUCCCAGAGAAACAACGCCGCCGGCACGGGUGGAGAUGGUUGGGGUGCCGAGACAGCCGGAGACUGGGGAGCCGAUGAGAGCUGGGAGUCGGUGGAAGGAGGCCAGAGUCUUAGUAAGGCAGAGUUGUCCAAAAAGAAACGUGAGGAGAGGAGAAAAGAGCUGGAGGCAAAGCGAGCGGAGCGGAAAGCGGCCAAAGGUCCUCUGAAACUGGGAGCACGCAAGCUGGACUGAUGUAGGCUGAAGAAAGGAACACGGACUGCAGGCACCCUACAAACUGAAUGUCCACACGCAGAGGGACAGAGCAGCAGGGAAAACCGUGAAUGUCAUCCUUUGACAAGGAUCUCUGUUUUGACUGAUGAAGAUAAAGGCACAAACAGGAAAUCCUUGAAGCAAAGCAAAACGGUUAUUUAACCUUUUUUUUUUUUUAUCAACCAAACUGGCUGUUGUACAGUAACUGUAUAUACCCUUUUCCUCCUGUCUUAAUGAAGUAACACUUUUUUAAAAAAAAGAUGAAUAUAUAUAAAAGAAUUCUGAUCAUUUUCAGUAGAUUCUGUUUGCACACACUGUGGAUGUGAAAUGUCCAAAUCAGCCAUUUUGAAAGGAAUCCAUGCAUGCCCUGCAAAAGACAAAGUGUAACCUUUACUUUGCACAAAUUACACCAUUUACUGAACUGACCAUCUGGGCAAUGACCCAACACUGCACAUGGAACUAGCUGGUUCACCAAAUCACUUCUAAAAGUUCCUUCCAGACUGGCUUUGUAGCCCCUGUGAGCUGCAUAUUUGUGGUUUGAGGUGGCCCCAGUGUUCUACUGUCUCGUUGCAGGUGUGUUUGUGCAUCAGUCCCGGCCAGCAGAGGUCAUUCAGAACUCAGAAAAAGAUUCUCUCCAUCAUGGCUACGAAAAGAAAUCCUUUUUACCAUUUUCUUUGUGCCUUUUAUUCAUCCACACACAUCUGCUGUGACAGGUGAAAGGACGCCAAAAGCUUCCAGGUGGAGCUUCAGACUUUUUAGCAGAACAUUCAAUGUGACUUUGGGAUGUUUGCAAUCGGGUGUCACUAAGAGGUGUGCUGUUGCUCAUACAAAACACUCGAUGGGGGGGCUGCAGCAGCUGAACCAAAUACCAGCCACCCCUGCUGGAGAUGCUUAUGGAGACUGUCAGGUCAGCGCUUACGAGCUUUAAUCCCCAGAGCAGGUGCAAUGUUUGAGAGGUGUAGCAUGUGAGCCAUUUUAAAAUAAAGCUAAUAGAACUACAUUUAUUUUACCUUAUACGGCUUUUUUGGGUGUCAGGUCUGGAGUAACCAUAAAUUAUUCAAUUGAUCAGAUUUUUAAAAAACUAUUUGUAAAAUGUGAUCAUGCCAGAGCUGCUCGUUAUUACCUGUAAUAAGUCAUUCCAACGCAAACACUCCAUUUAUAGAAACUUAACCUUCAUACCUUGAGCAGACCAAAACCAGAUGACACGUUGGAUUUGGCUGCUUCGGUUUUAGACCAACAUUCGUUUUCUGCAUCUUUGUUGAACCCAUGGAAAAUUCAACUUAAGUUAUUCACAUGACCUAGUGAAAAAAAAUAAACUUCAGCAUUAUUUAUGUUUUUAACAUUAUACCUUUUCAUAAGAGAAGCAUCACAGCAUCCAAUCCACAAAUUGUAAUUGCAAUAUAACUGAAAGUAAAAUCUCCCUCCACUAAGGGGUCCAUGCAAGAUCCCUCCUGAUGAGGUACAAAUGAUCUGCAUGGUGAGGAAUGAGCUCAGAAUUAAACAGGGGAACUGAUCAGUCACCUGAAGAGAGCUGGGAGCACAGUAACCAAGGUUACUAUAGUAACAAGUAACAUGGCAUCGUGAAUUGUAAUACUGAAACGCUCCGAAGAUCCCCCUGCUCAAGCCAGCACAUGUCCCGGGAAAGUUUACCACAAAACCAUCUGGAUGAUCCAGAAUAGGAUUGGGAGAAUGUCAUGUGGUCAGAUGAAAUGAAAAUGGAUCUGUUUGUGAUAAACAACCGGGAAAUAAAAAAUAAAAAAAGUGCCACAUAAGAAUUCCAAGGUUCUGGAGUGACCCAUUCAGUUUUUGGACCUCCAUUCAACAGAGGAUCAGUGGAAGGUGUGAAAGUCCAUUGCAACUAUGUUGUAUGCAAACAUUUUGUUUGACCAGUGUCACUGUCAACCAGGGUUAUGGUGAACUUUAGUUUUAGAUCAAAUAUUUCUUUUCUGCUCCGUUGUACAAAAAAUUUAAAACAAAUAAAAUCCUAAAAUGC